AUGAUUUCAUUUAACACAACUGAUAAAGUUGGGGAUAAUUUUAAAGCUCGCACUGAGAGGAAGAUAAAAGUUAUGACCUUAGAAUCUGAAAUGAAAAGGAAACUUAGUAAUAAGGAAUUCCUGGUGAAUGGAAUAAUGAAAAAUCCUAUCAGUGUUUUUCCAGUAGGGUCAUAUUUACAUGGUGAACUUCUGGUGAGAGAAUUAGUGGAGAGAAUCAGUGGAGGGAUUUAUGCAAAUGAUGCAGCGAGUGAACGGCCAGCUAUAGAGUCAUUUUGUAGCCGGGACCCGGUCCCACGCUCCUUCGAGCCCCAGAGAAUUAAGCAGCAGAUUUGGGGAAAACUGGUCGCGAAUGCAGAUGUUUUUGAUGAGAACAGGGCUUUGGCUGAUGGACCGUGCACUCAGAGGAGGAGACAGGCCACACCUUUCAAGCAGAGGCAGCUCACUGAUGUCCUCCUCAAGUUUCCACACCCUGCCCACCAGAGGUACGUCCGACAGGCCUGGCAGAAGCUCCACAUCAAUACAGAAUGUGUAGUCACACGAUGGGCCGAGGAGAUGGAAGCCAGAGAAAAGAAAACCAAGAUGACAGACCUCAAUCGUUUUAAAGUUAUGAAGGCAAAGAAAAGGAGGAACAGAAUCAUCAAGAGCAAAGUCAAGAAGCUUCAAAAGGCAGCUCUCCUGAAAGCUUUUCCUAAAAAAACACUUGCUGCUAAGGGUACAGCUGCUGCUGAAGUCCCAGUGAAAAAGAUGACCGCUGCGGGUAAGAAGGCUCCAGUCCAGAAGGUUCCUCCCAAGAAAGCCACAGGCCAGAAGGCAACACCAGCUCCAAAAGCUCAGAAGGGUCAAAAAGCACCUGCCACAGAGGCUCCUGCUCCAAAGAUACUGGACAAGAAAGCAUAA
Molecule: messenger RNA, 897 nt
Organism: Mandrillus leucophaeus (drill)
Lineage: Eukaryota; Metazoa; Chordata; Mammalia; Primates; Cercopithecidae
Product: 60S ribosomal protein L14-like
Biological process (GO): translation; ribosomal large subunit biogenesis
Cellular component (GO): cytosolic large ribosomal subunit; ribosome
Molecular function (GO): structural constituent of ribosome; RNA binding
Source: RefSeq, a predicted model, not a curated record